AUCACCACAACUGCUCCUACUAGUACUAGUUAAAACAUCUGUCGUCGUGCUCACGACAUGCGCGCCUCCUCCUCCGCACCUUCUUCUUCCCCUUCUUCCCAGUACAUCGUUGAGCUCUUCCACCGUACUCCACCAUUGUUUUGUUUCUCCCCAUCCCCAUCUUCGUCGUCAGCACCACCCAAGCAUUCUCCGCGCUUGCUCUGCUCCAGGUGGCGCUGCGGGGAUGAGCGGCGCGACGGUGGAGGAGGUGCAGAUCCAGGAGGCUCUCCUCUUCUCUGAAACCAUCAAGGGUCUCAAGACACUGAGGUCGCAGCUGUACUCCGCGGCAGAGUACUUCGAGCUUGCCUACACGCAGCAAGACGAAAAGCAGGCGGUGACGAACAACCUCAAGGAGUAUGCCGUGAAGGCCCUCGUCAACACCGUCGACCACCUGGGCUCCAUAUCUUUCAAGGUGUCCAGCCUAAUCGAUCAGAGGUUCAGUGAGGCCACCGAUGCCGAUCUCCGGAUCUCCUGCAUCCACCAGAGAACUCAGGCCAGCCAAGCCUGUGUCGACAGAGAGGGCAUUUCGCAGCAGUCCUUGGUGAUCACUGCCCCAAAGUAUCACAAGAGAUACAUCUUGCCAGCUCAAGGCCAGUCAAUGCCCAGUGCCAUGCCCAACUUCAGGGAGAUGAACAAGGUGGUCGUCACAGGCAGGGCGUCUCAGAUGCAUCAAGUAUUCAGCGCAGCUGAAACAAGAGCUAAAGAGAAGAAGCAGCCUUCACUCAGAAAGUUGCAAUCCAUCGCUCGCCUACCUUCGCAGCGUGCACGUUCAGCGUCGCCAGCACAGCGUGCGCAUCCCAUGGCACCAGCUAAGAACGCUACACCCACCAACAGAGCAGAUAAGCGAUCGGAAUCACCAGUUCCUUCGACAGCUCCAGCUCCACUGACAAGGUCCGCGUCGCUCUCAAAGAAGGCAUCCUUGCUCAAGACAUCAAGCGUCAGGGCUCAGGCCGCCGUCUCACAGCCCAAGAAACUGGCACCAAUGAGGACGCAGGUCGACAGGAGCGACGAUUCCAAGGACGGUGAGCGUACCCCUAAGAAGAGCAAGAAGUUCCUCAAGUCCAUCCUCAGCAGGCGCAAGUCCAGAAAAGAUGAGCCGCUGCCGAGUUACUUUGACGACUACUGAGCCACAGGAUUUUUUUUUCUUCUCCCUCCGUUGGACGGCACCGCGCGCGGUCUCUGCGUACUCCUACUUCAGUUUGUUUCACUUUCAUCCAAGUGUUAUGUUCUCAAUAUAAAUAUCGUCUUCGUAUAGAAAAUAGCUUAAAGUUUACAUGAAUGCAGUGGGAAGUUUCAGCAAGAUGUCAUCACCCCACUUGCCUGUUUCUAUAAGAGAUGCUCAGAUCAAGAGUAAACCUGUAACAGUCGAUGGGAAUACACAAGUAACACAGAAA
Zea mays is the source of this 1433-nucleotide messenger RNA. Its product is annotated as protein ABIL1. The record is from RefSeq and is a predicted model, not a curated record. Bases 224 to 1165 code for a protein of 313 amino acids. The transcript is spliced from 9 exons. NCBI's taxonomy places the organism in Eukaryota, Viridiplantae, Streptophyta, Magnoliopsida, Poales, Poaceae.